Diabrotica virgifera virgifera (western corn rootworm) is the source of this 927-nucleotide messenger RNA. RefSeq names its product vacuolar protein sorting-associated protein 28 homolog (gene Vps28). The coding region runs from base 150 to 788 and encodes 212 amino acids. Gene Ontology annotation, biological process: protein transport to vacuole involved in ubiquitin-dependent protein catabolic process via the multivesicular body sorting pathway. Lineage: Eukaryota; Metazoa; Arthropoda; Insecta; Coleoptera; Chrysomelidae. Gene Ontology annotation, molecular function: protein-containing complex binding. Gene Ontology annotation, cellular component: ESCRT I complex. The transcript is spliced from 4 exons. The record is from RefSeq and is a predicted model, not a curated record.
UAGAGUUAUAAUACCUCUAUGGUUCUAUGCUGUGUUUGUCAAAGUCAAAUACAUACAUGAUAUAUGUCAAAAAUUGGUUACUGAUAAGUCAUAAUAAAAAAAAAGGAGUUUGUCUUUGGUUGGAUUAAAAAACAAAUAUAAAUAGAAAAAUGUCAGCAGAAAAUCGCCCUGAGCUGUAUGAGGAAGUCAAGCUAUAUCACAAUGCCAGGGAAAGAGAGAAGUACGAUAAUUUAGCAGAUUUGUAUGCUGUAAUAAACACUUUGCAACAAUUAGAGAAGGCAUAUAUUCGAGAUUGUGUAGUGGCAAAGGAAUAUACAGGAGCUUGUAGUAAAUUAUUAGUUCAGUAUAAGGCUGCGUUUCGACAAGUCAAGAGUGAUGAAUUUCCUACACCAGACGCCUUUGUUAAGAAGUACAGGCUUGACUGUCCUGCAGCUUUAGAACGUAUCAAGGAAGAUAGGCCAAUCACUAUCAAAGACGACAAAGGCAACACUAGUCGAUGCAUUGCUGAUAUCGUAUCGCUAUUCAUCACUAUAAUGGACAAACUGCGGUUGGACAUUCGUUCGAUGGAUAACUUACAUCCUGACGUGAGGGACUUAGUAGAUACUAUGAACAGACUUAGCAUUCUGCCAUCGGAUUUCGAUGGAAAGGUAAAAGUGGCUGAAUGGUUAAAUACUUUAAAUGAAAUGCAGGCCUCUGAUGAAUUAUCCGAAGCUCAAGUGAGGCAACUGUUGUUUGAUCUUGAAAGUGCGUAUGCGUCCUUUAAUAAAGUCCUUCAUAAUUCUGCCUAAAUGUACGAGAUAGUUGUUAUGAUUGUUACACGUUUAUGUAAAUAUUAUAAGCAAAAAAAAUUGAGCUAGAUAGUUAUUGGCAAUGUAUGCAUUUAUCAAUUUUAACCCUAAUUGGAAUAAUAAAAUAAGUAUAUUUUAA